This is a messenger RNA of Tilletiopsis washingtonensis, 1825 nucleotides long. RefSeq lists its product as hypothetical. Gene Ontology annotation, cellular component: nuclear exosome (RNase complex); cytoplasmic exosome (RNase complex). Gene Ontology annotation, molecular function: RNA binding. The transcript is spliced from 3 exons. NCBI's taxonomy places the organism in Eukaryota, Fungi, Basidiomycota, Exobasidiomycetes, Entylomatales. The coding region runs from base 323 to 1534 and encodes 403 amino acids. Gene Ontology annotation, biological process: TRAMP-dependent tRNA surveillance pathway; exonucleolytic trimming to generate mature 3'-end of 5.8S rRNA from tricistronic rRNA transcript (SSU-rRNA, 5.8S rRNA, LSU-rRNA); CUT catabolic process. The record is from RefSeq and is a predicted model, not a curated record.
AGCGCGCCGUAGCUCACGCCGAGUGCCCUGCAGCCACUGCAGCAUCGAGCGUGUACGGGCGCUGCAGGCUCGACGUGAGCGUCUGCAGUGCUACGCCCUCUUUUGCUGCGGCUUCGGCCGCGCUGCACCUGCGCGGCGGAUGCAGAGAUGAUGUUCGCCCUGCUCCUCUCUUGUGCCUGUGCGAAGCGCGCGACAGGAGGAGCAGCGUGGCUUCGUCCCGAGGGGCAGAGGCGCACGCCUGAGGCCGACACGGCGAGGACAAGAGCGCCCCGCUGCGCAUACAGCGGCUCGCUUUGCUGCUUCAGCGCCCACGCGCGAUUGCAUGCUGCUGAGGCACACUCGGGCUGCAGCAAGAGUGCGCAGACGGCGGCGGCGGUGCGAGCCAGCCGAGUUGCUGAGUGGAGGCGCGCAGACGGCAGCGGAGCAGGCGGGCUCGGCGGAGUGCGAGUCGAGCGGGCGGCGCCGCGGCGCUGGCGCAGCGGCGGCAGCGAUCUCUGCGCGCGCGUCUCUCGACUUUGUCGCCUCCACCGCUCUUUGCCUGUCUCUCGUCUUUCGCAGCACGCCUCUUGCGCUCAGCUCUCACUGCAGCGCGUGCCUCGCCACAUCACACCCGUCGUCAACAGGCCCAGGCGCACCCUUGCUCCACGCUCGGCCCGCAGCACCAAUGUCGGCUCUCGUGCUCCCCGGCGAUCGGCUGCCUCUCUCUUCUGCGGCGCACGUCAAGCUGGGUCCCGGGUUGGUGCAUGCCUCUGCCUCUGCCUCCUCGUCGAGUGCAAGUGCUGCGACCGUGCUGCACAUCACGCGCGCCGGCUUGCUGGCGCGCACACAGGCCGGCAAGGGAGCGCAAGGCCGAUGGGUCGAGACGAAUGCUCGACGAUAUAUCCCUUCUCCCGGCGACUCCAUCGUCGGCCAAGUGACGCACCGCUCCGCAGACGGCUACCUGCUCUCUCUCGGCUCGGGCUGCGCCCACAGUGCCACGCUGCCGGCGCUGGCGUUUGAGGGCGCGACGAAGCGCCAGCGCCCCAACCUGCGCGUCGGCGCCCUCGUGUACGCGCGCAUCGCCGCCGCGGAGCGCCAUGCGGAGCCCGAGGCGACGUGUGUGGAUGCAGAGACGGGCAGGGCAGAGGGCUUUGGAGAGUUGAAAGUGGACGAGGAGGGAUGUAGUAUGUGCUUCAAGACAACGCUGGGCUUGGCGCGCAGUCUGCUACGACCUUCGCAUCCUCUUCUCCCUGCGCUCGCCACACAUUUCCCCUUCGAAGCAGCCGUCGGGCACAACGGCCUGAUCUGGGCGCGCGCGGGGGAGCACAGGCACCUCAUUGCGUUUGGCGCCGUGCUGCGCGCCGCAGACGAGCACGUGCCGAGCGCCUCUUCUGCCGCUGCGGCGAGUGGGAGCAGCAAGAAGAAGAAGACGCAACAACAACAGCUGCUGCUGGAGGAAGGAGCGACGCAUGGCAUGGACGGCGCGACGCUGGCGGAGAAGAGAGGAGCGCUUUCAGAGGCCGAGGUGAGACGCAUCGUGGCGAUGUACACGUGAAGGGAGAAGGCGCGACCACACGACAUUUCAAGCAUCGAUACACAUUCAGCUGCGCUGCGAUGUGCACGCGAGGGCAAGGGCCUUUGCACGCACGGGGGGCUAGUUGCACGGCUGCUCGAAGGUAGAUGGGGGUGAACUACACGGCGGCUGGGAAGAGCGGGAGCGACCUGGCUCGCCAAACUUGUGCCGCCUGGAGUGUGGCGAAGAGAUCUAUGCGGAACGGGGAAUGGCGCAGUGACAUGCGCGAGGCGACGAACGCGCGCGAGAGAGAGAGGACUAGAGGUGACACGG